GUAAUUAAAGUGUAUAGUGAAGAUGAUACUAGCAGAGCUUUGGAAGUUCCAAGUGAUAUAACAGCCAGGGAUGUAUGUCAGCUAUUGAUAUUGAAGAACCACUAUAUUGAUGACCACAGCUGGACUCUGUUUGAACAACUUACCCACAUGGGUUUAGGAAGAGCUAUAGAGGACCAUGAAUUAGUGAUGGAAGUCCAGUCAAAUUGGGUAAUGGAAGAGGAAAACAAACUGUAUUUUAGAAAAAAUUAUGCCAAGUAUGAGUUUUUUAAAAAUCCACUGGGCUUUUUUCCAGAUCAUAUGAUAUGUUUUCCAAGUGAGACCAAUGCAGCUGUAAGCCACUCUGGGAUAUUACAGAUGUUUCUAAGCUCCAGCACGUAUCCUGAGAUUCAUGGUUAUUUGCAUGCAAAGGAGCCGGGGAAAAAAUCAUGGAAAAAAUUGUACUUUCUUUUGAGAAGAUCUGGCCUUUAUUUUUCCACUAAAGGUACAUCUAAGGAGCCAAGGCAUCUGCAGUUUUUCUGUGAAUUCAGCAAUAGUGAUAUGUACAUGUCUUUGACAGGCAAAAAGAUUUCUGGAGCACCAACAAACUAUGGAUUCUGCUUUAAGCCUAACAAAUCAGGAGGAACCAGAGACCUGAAACAGCUCUGUGCAGAUGAUGAACAAAGUAGGACCUGUUGGAUGACAGCAAUUAGGUUGCUUAAGUAUGGGAUGCAGCUGUAUCAGAAUUACAUGCAACCAUAUCAAGGUAGAAGUGGCUGCAGCCCUUUGAAUGUAACACCUAUGAGAAGCAUUUCAGAAAAUUCUUUAGUAGCAAUGGAUUUCUCAGGACACAGAAGCAGAAUUAUAGAAAAUCCAACAGAAGCCCUUUCAGUUGCAGUUGAAGAAGGAUUAGCAUGGCGGAGAAGAGGGUGUCUACGACUCAACUCACAUGGUAGUCCUAUUGCUAUGUCUAACAUGGCUAUACACAGAUCUCAGUCAUGGUUUCAUCAUAAAAUCUCUAGAGAAGAGGCUCAGAGACUUAUUUUGCAGCAUGGACUUGUAGAUGGGGUAUUCCUUGUACGUGAUAGCCAAAGUAACCCCAAAACAUUUGUAUUGUCAUUGAGUCAUGGAUUAAAAAUAAAGCAUUUUCAAAUUGUACCAUUGGAAGAUGAUGGGAAGCUAUUCUAUACCCUUGAUGAUGGUCAUACCAGAUUCACUGAUCUCAUCCAGCUAGUGGAAUUCUACCAAGUUAAUAAAGGAGUACUGCCUUGCAAGUUAAAACACUAUUGCACACGAAACGCUCUUUAA
Messenger RNA from Balearica regulorum gibbericeps (East African grey crowned-crane), 1284 nucleotides. The record is from RefSeq and is a predicted model, not a curated record. NCBI's taxonomy places the organism in Eukaryota, Metazoa, Chordata, Aves, Gruiformes, Gruidae.